AUGGAGCUUCGAAACAUGCGUGGUUUGACCAUACAAUGCUCUUGGUAUAAGCCUGUUAUGCUUGAUGAACAUGGCUCACCUAAAGUUGAGCGGCGACCCUGUGUAAUCUACUGUCACGGCAACUGUGGCAGCCGCCGCGAUGCCUUGGAUGCAAUAAAUGUGCUGGAGAGCGGCUUCACUCUUUUCGCAUUCGACUUCUGCGGCUGCGGCAAAUCAGAUGGGGAAUACAUUUCCAUGGGCUAUUAUGAAAGACAGGACCUGGCCGCGGUAGUGGAAUACCUUCGAAAGCAGGUCGAAGAGGUGAGCAGCAUCGCCAUCUGGGGUCGCAGUAUGGGGGCUGUGACCGCCAUCAUGUACGCAGCCGGGGACCCUUCUAUCAACUGUAUCGUGUGUGACUCCCCCUUUUCUUCACUGAAGGAGCUCAUUGACGAUCUUGUGACUGAGCAUACCGAAAGUGUGUCUUGCUGUAUUCCAAACUUUUGCAAACGUGGUGCUGUCAACGUAAUUCGAAAGAACAUCAUCAAGCGUGCCAUGUUUGAUAUCGAUGACGUCGACACGGUCAAGUUUGCUCGGGACUGUAAAGUUCAGACGAUGCUUAUACACGGAGAAGACGAUGACUUUGUUCUCCCAGAGCACUCCAAGAGGAUAUUUAAUGCUUUUAAAGGGUCAUGCGUCCGCACGUUGGUCCGAGGUGAGCACAAUGAUAAACGUGCUCCAAAUGUCUACAUGAAAAUUCUAGACUUUAUCACUCAAAACACCAAAAAUGAAGUGAAAUGA
Messenger RNA from Phytomonas sp. Hart1, 777 nucleotides. Lineage: Eukaryota; Euglenozoa; Kinetoplastea; Trypanosomatida; Trypanosomatidae. The record is from the annotation of a GenBank genome assembly.